AUGACUUCCGGAAUGUCCCCGUCCAGCUCCCCGCGGCUUCCUAGCCCUCCUCCAUUCACGGAGGUUCAGAUCGCUCCCCAGUCACCUUCUGGGGAGGCUUUCGAGGAACAAAUGCUUGGUGCUGCAGCGGGCGAAGACGAUGGCUCGACGCGCAGAAUCCGCCCCGGGACCAAAUCCGCCGACAUGGCAUUUGGCCCGCCGUUGAUUCCCCUUUCGCAGCUUGACUCGCCUUUCCAGCUCCAGGAACACCUCAAAGCCCUAUAUCAUCACUCUACGAAACCCGAAGGAUCUGACACCGUGGUCCCGAUUAACCGCCAGGUUGCGGUACAACUGGCGGAACCCCCCGAGGGCGUCGACCGAUCGCUUUGGCUUUACGAACUCUGCCGAUUCCUCACUAUGAAAGUUAAUAACCUCAUCGUCGCUUUCUUUGCUGAGGACCCGCCUUGCUCUGCGACGACUUGCCCCGAGAUGCGAGCUUCGGAGUGGCAGUAUCUCUGCGCGGUACACGACCCUCCCAAAUCUUGUUGCGCGAUCGAUUACUGCUGCCACACUUUGGACUGGGCCAUGAACACCCUCACGUCGCCAAAAUAUUUCCCGAGUCGGCUCACGCUAGGCAACGAGAAUGCCGGAGGCCCUCAGGCCAGCAUGAGACACCUGACGAACGUCUUCCGGCGUCUCUACCGUAUUUUCGCCCACGCCUGGUUCCAACAUCGCGAUGUGUUUUGGCAGGUGGAGGGACACGAUGGUCUGUACGUCUUCUUCAAGACUGUUUGCGACAUGUAUGGCCUCAUCCCGCAUGACAACUACACGGUUCCCUCGGAGGCUGAAGGCCCUGAUGCAGUUCAGCCUGAGGAAGAGCCAGUGGAUACCAAGCGUUUAACAAUUUUGCGCAAGGAAGAUGAGAAUUCGUUUAGUUCUGGCGCAGAGAGUCUGGACCCGGCCCUCGGCACUGGGGCUACCACUCGUCGUCACAAACAUAGCCCUUCGACCGGAUCCCGUGUUACAACUAUCACGGAGGAUAUGGAGGAUAGUCCAGAGAUUCCGUCGUCGCUGCGUGAGUCUCUGGAGGAAUCGCCCGAACGCCCUGUUUCUGUCCUGGAGACUCAACAGCCGCUUGUCGAGACCGCUGAGGAGACUGCCUCGGACAAGCCACCUACUCAGAAAGAAGAAACGGCCACAGAGACAGCCGACGAAACAAAAGAUCAAGUUCUAGAAGCAGUUGGACAGCCCGGACCUUCUGAAGUUACAGAAGAGGCGCAGCCCGAGUCUGAGCAGCCUGCUAAUGACAAGACUGAAGAGCCCGCUGAGAAGACCACCUCUGGAACCGAGGAAGCGACGCUUUCUGAAGAAGCUGAGACGAAACCUGAGCCCGAGCAGGUAGCCUCAAUUGCAUCGGAAGCCAAGCCUGAACCAGAGAAAGAAGAAUCUUGA
Penicillium arizonense is the source of this 1431-nucleotide messenger RNA. Its product is annotated as Mob1 family protein. Bases 1 to 1431 code for a protein of 476 amino acids. The transcript has 2 exons. Lineage: Eukaryota; Fungi; Ascomycota; Eurotiomycetes; Eurotiales; Aspergillaceae. Gene Ontology annotation, cellular component: cytoplasm. The record is from RefSeq and is a predicted model, not a curated record.